This is a messenger RNA of Esox lucius (northern pike), 1291 nucleotides long. RefSeq names its product glutaredoxin 3 (gene glrx3). The record is from RefSeq and is a predicted model, not a curated record. NCBI's taxonomy places the organism in Eukaryota, Metazoa, Chordata, Actinopteri, Esociformes, Esocidae. The transcript is spliced from 11 exons. Bases 42 to 1031 code for a protein of 329 amino acids.
CUCGUUCGGUAAGCGAUUACACUUGUCUGAUUUCUGAAAACAUGGCGAAUUUUGUAGAGGCAUCAUCCUCGCAGCAGUUUGAGGACUUGCUAUCAAAGGCUGGGAAGUGCCUGACAGUGGUCCAUUUCCAGGCAACAUGGGCCCCUCAGUGCAGCCAGAUGAACGACGUCAUGGAAGAGUUGGCCAAGGAACACCAACACACCAUGUUUGUCAAGCUGGAGGCAGAAACAGUGCCAGAGGUAUCAGAGAAAUAUGAAAUCGCCUCAGUUCCUACCUUCCUGUUCUUCAAGAGUGGCCAGAAGAUUGACAGGCUGGACGGAGCCCACGCCCCUGAGCUGACCAAUAAGGUCCAGAGGCUUGCGGUCACCUCGGGGACGCCGGGAGGCCCGGUGGCGGUGGGAGAGCACCCCAAAGAGGACCUUAACGAGCGUCUGAAGAGGCUGAUCAACGCUGCGCCCUGCAUGCUUUUCAUGAAGGGAUCCCCACAGGAACCCCGCUGUGGGUUCAGCCGUCAGAUCGUGGCGUUGUUCAAGGAGAAGGAUGUCCAGUACAGCAGCUUUGACAUCCUGUCGGAUGAGGAUGUGAGACAGGGGCUAAAGACCUUUUCCAACUGGCCUACGUACCCACAGGUCUAUGUCAAUGGGGAACUGGUAGGAGGACUGGACAUUGUCAAGGAGCUUGCAGAAUCUGGAGAGCUGGAAAACACCUUCCCCAAGUCAGUCACCCUGGAGCACAGGUUGAAGUCGAUCAUCAACAGCAAUCCAGUCAUGCUGUUCAUGAAGGGCAAUAAAGAGCAGGCCAAAUGCGGUUUCAGUCGUCAGAUACUUGAGAUAAUGAACUGUGCCGGAGUGGAAUACAGUACCUUUGAUAUACUUGAAGAUGAGGAGGUCAGACAGGGUCUGAAGACGUACUCCAACUGGCCUACGUACCCACAGCUUUACGUGAAAGGGGAGCUUAUUGGGGGAUUGGACAUUGUCAAGGAGCUGAAGGAGAGCGGAGACCUCUCUUCUGUCUUGAGAGGGGAAAGCUAGACGCCACCAGAGCUGUUACUGGAAUGGGAACAAGCUAUGAGCUACUGGACCGCCGUGGCCCCUCUGCCCUCUUAGCACUUCCUUGAACCUCUUUGCUUCUUUUACCCUGCCUUUGAAAGUAACAAGGAAUAAUAUACCUUAUUAUCCACCCAUUUUCUUUUUCUGAAGUCAGCAUACACACUAUCAAAAUGUAUCUGAAUAAAAACCUAUCGGUGAAGUUGCCAUCCGCUGCUCAUAGAAUAAAGUCAUCCAUUAUUUGA